Molecule: messenger RNA, 1849 nt
Organism: Prunus mume (Japanese apricot)
Lineage: Eukaryota; Viridiplantae; Streptophyta; Magnoliopsida; Rosales; Rosaceae
Product: cytochrome P450 CYP749A22-like
Molecular function (GO): iron ion binding; monooxygenase activity; oxidoreductase activity, acting on paired donors, with incorporation or reduction of molecular oxygen
Source: RefSeq, a predicted model, not a curated record
CUUUAAAAACUCAGUAGAAAAAGAGAAAGAGAAAGAGAAAGAGAAAGAGAUAGAGAUAGAGAUAAGAUAAGCAAAGAAAAAACAAUACCAAAAAAAUGACUAGUUUGGGAGGCCUAAUAGUCAUUCUUUCUAGCUUUCUGUGUCUGCUCCUUGUCUUAGCUUUCAUCAAGAUCCUCCACAAACUAUGGUGGACUCCGAUUCGCAUACAGAAGCUGAUGGCUUUGCAGGGGAUCAAAGGCCCUUCUUACAGAUUCAUCCAUGGAAACACCAAAGAAAUCUCCAACAUGAAAAAGGAAGUCAUGGGCAGGCCCCAACUUUUAUCACACGACAUACUUUCUGUAGUUCAACCUCACAUUCACUCGUGGACCAAGAUUUAUGGGAAGAAUUAUCUUCAAUGGCAUGGUUGUCGGGCUCAGUUGGUCAUUACAGAACCUGAGUUGUGCAAAGAGAUACUGAAUAACAAAGACAGAGCUUAUCAGAAAAGAGAGCCCACAAACAUUGCAAAGAAGCUAUUGGGAGAUGGCCUUGUGGUGACAACCGAAGCUGAAAAAUGGGCAAAACUGCGAAAGCUGGCCACCCAUGCCUUCCAUGGAGAGAGUUUAAAAAGUAUGAUUCCAGAAAUGGUAGCUAGUGCCGAAUCGAUGCUAGAAAGGUGGACAGUUUAUGAAGGAAAAGAGAUUGAGGUGUAUGAAGAGUUUAGAUUGUUCACAUCGGAAGUGAUUUCCAGAACAGCAUUUGGCAGCAGCUAUGUAGAGGGACAAGACAUUUUUGAGAUAUUGAUGAAGUUAGGCUUCCUAAUAUUUAAAAAUUUUCUCAAAGUCAGGGUUCCUGGAAUCAGCAAGUUUUUCAAAACCAGCGAUGAGAUUGAAUCAGAAAAACUUGAGAAAGGAAUUCAUGCCUCCAUAAUAGAGAUGGUUAAGAAAAGAGAAAAGAAGACAAUGGCUGGAGAAAAGGACAGCUUUGGGAGUGAUUUUCUUGGAUUACUUUUGAAGGCUAAUCAUGAAGCCGGACAAGAAACCACUAAUACUUUGCUUGCUUGGACUGUCUUUCUUCUGGCACUCCAUACGGAUUGGCAAGAGGAAGCAAGAAAGGAGGUGCUACAAUUAUUUGGCAAACAAACUCCAAAUCUUGAUGGCAUUGGCAAACUGAAAACAAUGAGUAUGAUCAUCAAUGAGGCUCUAAGGUUAUAUCCCCCUGCUGUUUCGGUUGUAAGGAACGUUGAAAGGGAAGUUAGACUAGGAAAGCUAAUUGUUCCUAGUAAUCUUGAUGUGGUUGUCUCAAUCGUAGCAGUUCACCAUGAUCCUCAAAUUUGGGGACAAGACGUGCAACUUUUCAAACCACAGAGAUUCUCAGAAGGAGUUGCUAAAGCAACUAACAACAACAUAGGCGCAUUCUUACCCUUUUCAAUGGGACCUCGAACGUGCGUGGGCUUGAACUUUGCAAUCACUGAAGCGAAGAUUGCUCUGUCAAUGAUUCUGCAACGCUAUGCCUUCACCCUUUCCCCGGGUUAUGUCCACUUGCCCUUACACUAUCUUACAGUUCGGCCACAACAUGGAGUUCAGGUAAUGCUGCAUUCACUUUGAAGUUGAAUUGCCCAAGGAGACAUAAGUCCAUCUUGUGCCUUGCACUUUGAGACAAGACAGAGCUUAUUUGUCAACUGUCCUUUCAACUCUAAUUAAGAAGAAAAGGAUGUUAUUGAAGUAAAUGCAUUUCCCAACAACAAUUGUACAAUAAACAAAGCUUGAACUUCAUGGAAAGCAUGAAUUUGAUUGAAAAGGAUGGUUUCUCAAGACAUUGAAAUUUAAUGAGAAUAAUUGAAAGCUGUGAUAACCUAUGUUAGCCUUCUGAA